This is a messenger RNA of Closterium sp. NIES-67, 1219 nucleotides long. The record is from the annotation of a GenBank genome assembly. Lineage: Eukaryota; Viridiplantae; Streptophyta; Zygnematophyceae; Desmidiales; Closteriaceae.
GUUUGUCCGUUUGCAACUGUGACAUAUCGGACGACGAAGUGGACGCUGGUUGGUGAUGAAGCUUGUUUCUGCGGAGCACAUGUGCCAACCGCAGCAGCUGUCGAGAUACCAAGUAUUUGGACCUGAAAUUAUUCGAGCAAGGUUAGCGUAAACUUGAGUUGCAAAAACCGGAGGACGAUGCUGUGACGGAGAUGGAUUCUGCAGCGUUUUUGGCAUCUGCUGCAUUUGGGUCGUUGACUGCUGCGCGGACUGAGGUGGCUUCAGUAACUGCUGCAAGCGAUGAUAAGGCUGUGAAGUGCUGCGUCGGUUUUGAUGUCGACUGCGACAAUUUUGGUCAAGAUCUUGCUGCUCUGCUUGAAGAUAUGAAGAGAUUUCGGCUUCGGAAUGGUUCGGGUUCAUUCGCAGAAAGACGCGUGUCUGUCGCCAUUCGGGUCCAAGACCAGCAAGAAGUACCGUGAGAUACAUCUCACGAGGGAAGUAUCCUCCACUCUUCUCCAGUUGAUCUCGUAGUGUACGGACGCGGUUGACGUAGUCCAUGACAUUUUCGUUUGUCAUCAUCUGUACACUUGUCAGCUGCGAAAGUAUUUUACUCACUGUUAUUGUAUCCUUUGCCAUGUAUACCCCCUUCAGAUGGUUCCAAGCAGUUUCGGCUGGUGUAAAGCUUGAGUGAAAUGAUCGGACGCCGAGCUGCUCCUUCGGCGACAAGUUCCGAACAAGAACUGUAUAAGCCCCGAGAGAGGCGUGCAAGAAACUCUGCUGCUGCAGUUGUGUUCCCACGACAGGAUACGUGAACUCGCCGGUGAAGAACGGCCAUAGCCCAGCGGACUGCGCCAGAAGUUCAAACUCAAAGCUCCAGGAGUAGAAGUCGACUCCGUUAAAAGGGGAACGGCCGAAAAUGUAGAAAGGAUGCUUGAAUCUGCUGCGACUGCGGCUGCUGUACAGAAGGUGCAGUCGAAGAAACACCUGGAGUGUUAACAGAAGGCGGAUUCUGCUGUUGCAUACCGAUAUGAGCAUAGGCUGGUGGAAACGGCCUAGAGGCUGAGAGACCAGUGGCGGUAGUGGAGACAUGUACUCCAGUAGUUCCGGAAGUUGAUCCGGCAGACAGUGCUGGUGAUGAACCAGUCAUUGUUGACAGUAGUCUUAAUUCCAGAUAGCUCUCAUACCAUGAAAUAACUUGUCCAAUGUUGUAGAAGACUAAGUAUAAAACUGCAAACACUAA